AAUUGGAAGUAAGAUGGGCAUGUCAAAUUACAUCCCUCAGCUGCACAAAGAUGAGUAGGUAUUGCAGUGCUACGACGAGUAUGGCGACACAGUGAUGGUGGAUAUCAUGGGUCUUGGCCAUGCAUGGAGCUUAACUUGAAGCUCAGAGUUUGAACACAAACCCAAACUGCAAUAGUGGGUGGGUGUCCGGGUGACACAGUGAUGGUGGAUAUCAUGGGUUCAUUGCAAGAAGAAGGCAGAAGGAUGAUUACGCCCGCCGUGCAUGCCCUCCCCAAUGAUUGAACUGCCUCACCUUGGGGCUUUUUAAAAAUAAUCCCUCCUUUGGAUCAAUACGCAGAAGAAGAUGAAGUCCAUGAACAACGCAAACAGCGGCACCAAUAAUGCCUGGUUGGGCUUCUCUCUCUCCCCUCAUAUGAACAUGGAGGUCGCUGCAGCUGAUCACCGAUCCCACUCUUCUACUGACACCUUCUUCGUCGCUCCUCCAUUGACCGGCUCUAGUUUCAUCUAUGGCCUCGGCGAGGGCGGAGGAGGAUUAGGAUACCGCCGCUAUUCUCAGGUCUCCUCCAUUCCACUACUCAAGUCCAAUGGCUCCUCGCUUUGCCUCAUGGAAGCUCUCAGCAGAUCCCAACAACAAGGAAUGGUGGCAUCUCCAUCUCCCAAAUUGGAAGAUUUCUUAGGCUGUGGUCCAAACUUGGGGACCCACAACCGGGAAGCAGCAACGGUCUUAAGCUUGGACUUCAGACACUCUCUCACUUCCUCAGCCUCGCACAUCCUCCAUCACCACUUCCCCCACUACCAAGAUGCCAUCUUUGCUCCGCUCACCAGCCAUGAUGACACGACGUAUCAGGUUCCGAUGGCUGCUUCUGUCGUUCCGGUUGCUACCGUGGGCAAUGGGGAUUUGCAGUCCUUGAGCUUGUCCAUGAGCCCUGUUUCGCAGUCGAGCUGUGUCACGGCUCCACAGCCUUUCGGUCCGGCCAAAGCCACCGACUACGGGAUCUUGGGCCCUACCAAAAAGAGAGGAGGUCAAAAGCACCCUGUUCAUCACCGCAAGUCGAUUGAUACGUUUGGGCAGCGAACGUCUCAGUACAGGGGUGUCACCAGGCACAGGUGGACUGGACGAUAUGAAGCUCAUCUCUGGGACAAUAGUUGCAAAAAAGAAGGGCAAACAAGGAAAGGAAGGCAAGUUUACUUGGGGGGGUAUGAUAUGGAAGAGAAAGCUGCGAGAGCCUAUGAUUUGGCUGCUUUGAAGUAUUGGGGCACAAACACUCAUAUCAACUUCCCGCUGGAAGAUUACCAUGAAGAAAUUGAAGAAAUGAAGAACAUGAGCAGGCAGGAAUAUGUUGCUCAUCUAAGAAGGAAGAGCAGUGGCUUUUCACGUGGAGCAUCGAUAUACCGGGGAGUCACCAGACAUCACCAACAUGGAAGGUGGCAAGCUAGGAUCGGGAGGGUCUCUGGAAAUAAGGAUCUUUAUCUAGGAACCUUCAGUACUCAAGAGGAAGCGGCUGAAGCAUAUGACAUUGCUGCGAUCAAGUUCCGCAGCUUGAAUGCUGUCACAAACUUUAACAUUUCAAGAUAUGAUGUGGAGAAGAUCAUGGCGAGUAGCACUCUUCUAGCUGGCGAACUCGCAAGAAGAAACAAGAACGUAGAGGCCCAUGGUGUUGCUCCAUCAGCUCAGAGUAGCAACCGAGAGUUUGAUUUUACUGCAGAAAACAACACAAGUAGCUCUGAUUGGAAAACCACCCUCUAUCACUGUCAGUCUCCCGACCAGACAUCCCAAGUCUUCGAAGAACAAAACCCGAAACACAUAACUAGCAUUUCUGAAUGCCAAAAUGAACCCUUUGUGAACAACCUUCACAGCCUAGUCUUAGCCAUGGAUAGCUCGGCACAAGGUAUCAAUGAGUCAGGCAAUCUGAACAUCGGACAAGGAUUUAACUCCAUACCACUUGUUACGGGCUCGAGCAACUCUCGAGAAGGAAGUCCCGAUAGGGCAGAUGUUUCCUUGCUCUUCGCCAAGACUCCACCAAAGUUCAUCGGUCAUACACUGAACUCAUGGAUGCCAUCAACACAGCUAAGGCCUGGACUGCCCUUGCCGCACAUGGCAAUGUUUGCCGCUUGGACAGAUGCCUAAAACUCCGUUAGUAAUUCAACUUUUAGGGGAUAUCGAGAAGGGUGCUUUAGGUGGUAACCAUACUUCUUUGUAAUAGAUCGAGAUUGGUGAUCCCGUGGAUCUGGCCUCUGGUCUUCUCCUAGGGGGAAGGAUUUUGCUAUGCCGAGGCUUUGGCACUUGUAGAAUAGCUACUCGAGUUACUGCUUUGGAUGUUAAAAGCUUAUCUAUUGUUUUAUUAAUUGAACUAAGGCUCUACUACAUCGUUUAGUACUA
Zingiber officinale is the source of this 2380-nucleotide messenger RNA. Its product is annotated as AP2-like ethylene-responsive transcription factor CRL5. The transcript is spliced from 9 exons. The record is from RefSeq and is a predicted model, not a curated record. NCBI's taxonomy places the organism in Eukaryota, Viridiplantae, Streptophyta, Magnoliopsida, Zingiberales, Zingiberaceae. The coding region runs from base 344 to 2128 and encodes 594 amino acids. Gene Ontology annotation, molecular function: DNA-binding transcription factor activity; DNA binding. Gene Ontology annotation, biological process: regulation of DNA-templated transcription.